CAGGUAUUGAACGUGUUGUGUUGGUGCUUCGUGAAUAUAAGAAUAUCAGCUGUUCUUUGUUGUCAUGGUGUAUGUUUGUACAGUUGUUCUCAGUACUUGAUUUUUCAGUUUUGUUUACAAAAAUGGAAUUUGUGCUUUUAUUUUCAAUCCUCUCAGAGAGCCUUGUUACAGUGACAUCACACUAAGUCCGAAUUCAGACGUUGAAACUUUUGUUGCUAUUAUCUCUAGCUUAUCUCUUGGUGUUGUCCAUUGUGUUCACACGAGCGUUUCAAGUCCGUCAACUCCGUCAAUUUUCUGUGGUUUCUUUCAUAUCAUAUUUUUAAAUAAUCGCACUGUACACAUCAUUUCGCCGUACACAUAUGUAUGUUUUCAUUAACUAAUAUUUAACCUAAUUCACCGUUUUCUAAAAAAUGUGUAUACCUAUUUACAUAUUACAUACCAAAAGUAUGUAGGUGAUAAAAUUUAAAUUUUCAAACGUAUUGUAGAGUAUAAAUUUGAGAACGAGUUUCAAAAUGAGAGGAAAUACUAAAUUGCGUAACAAUGAAAUAUUACGAACAAGAACACAAAACGUGUUGCCCGAGCACGAACGACCCUUCGUCUCUCUUCCACGUUCUCUCGCCUUUAAUCUACGAGUUUUGGCAACAAAAGUAUCCUUAUUUGAACCAACACUAAUUUGUUUGUUGUCCGAGAGUAUUUGCUAGCAACAUACAAUACAUCGUAUAUAUACAGAGGCUCUCAUGGCAUGUAAACUGCUUGUUGAAAUGCGGAAUUUCGUAAAGUGGUUGCAGUGGCAGUUGCAAGUUGCAUGUAAAUUCCUGUUUAGCUCGGUGAAAAAAAGAACCGAUAAUCCAGAAGAGACAAAAACAGAAGUUUUAAACGGUGGUUCUCAGACACUUCGAGCAAUGGAAUCCAACAAAACCAUUUACCACAUAACAAAAUUGAUCUACAACGUUUGGCAGUGCUAUGACAAUCAAAAUCUUAUCGAUGUAACAUUCAAAUUGGCCAAUCCACCUCUUUUAGUUCCUGCGCACCGCUUGAUAAUGUCAGCGGCAAGUCCAUACUUUAGCACUCUCUUAAUAACUGAACAAAGCAUUAAUCCUGUUAUCGAGAUAAAUAAUAUUGAUAGCGAUAUCUUUGAGCGGCUGGUAGCAUUUUGCUAUACGGGCACAGCACUAAUAACCGCGAACAAUGCGGAAAAAAUGCUAAAAGGUGCCAUGACAUUAAAGUUGGAUGAUGUGGUUGAGAUUUGUGUUGAUUUCCUUUUGGAGAACAUAUCAGUAUUUACAAUAAAGCGGUUAUAUGACUUGGAGCAUGAAACUCAAUGCUAUCAACUAUCUAAGAAAAUACUGGAAUAUGAAAUAAAUAAUUUCAAAAAGAUAUGUCGAGACCCCAUUUUUGUAACGUUUAGCGCCAAAAGAUUGCAAGCGCUUGUAGAAAGUAAUAAUUUGAAUGUGAACUGUGAAGAGGAUGUGCUUGAAUCAAUUGAGCGUUGGUUUCAGCAUAACGUGGGUGAUCGCAGAAGACCUCUGCCAGAUUUAGUGGCCUGCUUACGUCUUACUAGUUUCGAUGUGGAUAUUUUGUUGACACGUAUUCAAGCUUUGCCGGGUUGCGAGUUAUUGGCAUAUAAGGCUUUGUCGUGGAUAUCUGAAACUUCGGCUCGUAAAAAAAUAUCCUUAAAAUAUACUGAACCUCGCGAAGGGCUGAGUGGUAAUUGGAGAACAAAAGAGUUGAUGGCCAUACAAACAGACUGCGCGGACACAAACCAGGGUUACAUAUUUCGGUUUAACAAGAAAAAAGAUACCUGGGUGCUAUGGGAUAAAAUACUGAUAAACGCUAUUAAUUUUGAAGUAAUUCUUGUGGACGAUACUUUGUUUUUUAUUGGAGGUAAAAUAGAUUACGAAGCGAUAAAAGACGUAAAUAGCUGGAAUUUGAAAACGAAAACAUGGGAACGUUUGCCCGACUUGAAUAAAGCCCGAUACUGGUCAAGUGUUACAGAAUUGGAUGGUAAGAUCUAUGUGAUGGGUGGACGGACGAAUGUUGACAAAGUAUCACAAUCGGUGGAAGUAUAUACGAAAAGAAACGGUUGGAAGGAAGUAUGUGAACUGAUUACGCCACGUUAUGGCGCCCGUGCGGUAACUUUAAAUGGCAAAAUUUUCCUAAUUGGGGGCCACGAUGGAUGCGAUUUACAAGUACAAUCUGUUGAACGCUACGAUCCUAUUACGGAUAAAUGGACCGCAUGCGCACCUUUGCUUAGCGAGCACUAUAUGCCUGGUGUGGCCGUACACAAUCGACACAUUUAUGUAAUAGGUGGUUGCACCCAGAGCCCAAAUGCGAUCGUAGAACUCUACGACGUUCAGACCGACAAAUGGAUUAAGGUUUGCUCUCUGUUUAAUGGUCGUUGGGGCUUAGGUUGCUCUUUUAUAGACAAACAGCUUUGGGCCAUUGGUGGCAGCUCCCAAACGUGUUAUAAAAGUGCUGUGACAGUUUACGAUACGAAAAAGAAUAAAUGGUCUGAAGCUGAAGCACUGCCUAGGGCUGGAAUUUAUUACAGUUUUACAGUCUCAACCACACUUUUAGAAGAAGAGAAAGAAAUUAAGGAAAAUGAAGAAAUAAAGAAAUUGAAAGAAACUAAGGAAUUGAAAAAAAAGAAGGAGGAGAAAAAAAAGAAGGAAGAGAAAAAAAUAAAGGUAAAUAAAGAAAUAAAGCAAGAGAUUGAAAUGAUGGAAGAGAAUGAAAUGACGGAAGAUAGUGAAAUGAACGAAGAGAAUGAAAUGAAGAAAAAAAAAGAAAUAACGGAAAGAAGAAAGAGAAAGAAGAAGAUAAAUAUAAAUACUUAACUACAGUACCUAAGCUGCCAAAUGUGAAACUUUAUUUAUUAAAUAGAAAUAAAAAAUAUACUAAACUUUAUAUAGCUUUUCCCGAGUUUUUUUACUUUAAUAAAUUAUGAAAAUGAAAAAUGAUACUUUUAAGCAAA
Bactrocera oleae (olive fruit fly) is the source of this 2974-nucleotide messenger RNA. RefSeq names its product kelch-like protein diablo. Gene Ontology annotation, molecular function: protein binding. NCBI's taxonomy places the organism in Eukaryota, Metazoa, Arthropoda, Insecta, Diptera, Tephritidae. The record is from RefSeq and is a predicted model, not a curated record.